Messenger RNA from Neoarthrinium moseri, 1281 nucleotides. RefSeq lists its product as uncharacterized. The record is from RefSeq and is a predicted model, not a curated record. Bases 1 to 1281 code for a protein of 426 amino acids. Gene Ontology annotation, biological process: regulation of mRNA processing; protein phosphorylation; spliceosomal complex assembly. Gene Ontology annotation, molecular function: protein kinase activity; ATP binding. Lineage: Eukaryota; Fungi; Ascomycota; Sordariomycetes; Amphisphaeriales; Apiosporaceae. The transcript is spliced from 2 exons.
AUGGAACCCUCGGUGCACGAAGCUAUCUAUCAAUGGCACGAGGGAGUUGAAGACCUCGAGGACUAUAGUCCAGGCGGGUUACAUCCUGUCCACUUGGACGAGACUUACCAUGGUGGGCGAUAUCGUAUCGUGCACAAGCUGGGCUUUGGAAGCUUCUCUACCGUGUGGCUGGCCUGGGACACGCUACGGCACAAGUUCGCUGCUCUUAAAAUUCUAAGAGCUGAUGUAUCCCAGAAAAACACAGAGAGUGUGAUUUUGGCCCGCCUUGCCGCUGGCCAAGCUGAACAUCCCGGGCGCAGUUAUACCACAACAUUAGUAGACAGCUUUUUUAUCGCAGGUCCCAAUGGUCGUCAUCAAACAAUCGUUACCGAGGCGGCUGGGUUCAGUGUUGCUAUCUCCAAAGAACUAAGUACCACGUGGAUGUUUCCGGUCCAAGUGGCGCGAGCUAUAGCCGCACAGCUUUUGCUAGGGUUGUCCUAUGUUCAUUCGUGUGGCGUGGUGCAUGGCGACAUUCACACGAACAAUGUGCUUUUCAAACACUCAUGCUUUUCUUCGCAGUCCGUGGAGGAGCUUUACCAACGAGUUGGCGAACCGCAGAGAUUGCCAGUAAAGCGCCUUGACGAGCAACCGCCAGGCCCCGAGGUACCGCGAUAUUGCGUGCCCUCCGCAUCCAUUGUUAUCUCCGCCGAGGACGUUACCAAGGCCGACAUAAUUAUCGCAGACUUCGGCGAAGCCUUUUUAUGUGAAACCGGCAGUCGUACCGAUGUGAACCUGCGCACGCCCCUCUUACUCUUGCCUCCCGAGGCCAUCUUCCACGAAGGCGUUAAUCAAGCGGCAGAUGUGUGGACGGCAGCGUGCACUCUGUACGAAAUUCUUGGAGAAAGGCCUCUGUUCGAGGGAUUUAUGGCAGACGAGGAUCUUGUUGUGGCCGAGAUGAUCAGCACCAUAGGUCGUCUUCCUGAGCAUUGGUGGAGUUCCUGGGGCGCACGGCGAGAUUAUUUCCUUGAAGAUGGAUGCUGGGACACAAACACGACCAAGAUGCAUGAGCCGCGCUCUCGGCCUCUGGCCGAGCGAUUAAGGAUCAUGGGCCGCGGUGAUGGCACGACCAGCUCUGAAUUUACCACGCAGGAGUUGGCUGCUAUCGACGAUUUGUUGGGCUCGAUGCUUACGUACGAGCCAACUCGCCGCAUCACAGCAAAGGAUGCUCUGGACAACAGAUGGAUGACGCAGUAUGGCCUACCGGCUAUUGAACAACUUAAUGCAACACCACCAACAGCCUGA